AAAAAAAAUAUGAAACUUCAAACUAUUUUGAGAACACAAGAGGCAGAAAGAGACGGAUCGGAAAGACCGAGGAAACAAAGUACAAAUAUAAUGGCUAACACAUCUGCCAACUCUUCGCCCAGAGGACCGACGCUUCACUCCAUGGAGUACAAGCAUGACCUUCACCUCACGGUCUGAAGAUCAUCAAACCUCACAACAUCAUGACCUGGUGUUGGACUCUCAGAUUUUAUCUGAUCUAAAGACAGUGGAGGUUUUCACUCCUCCGUUAUAGAUGUUAUUCAUUUGCAUGUGUAUUUUUAUUUAUUGAUCAUCUUGUUGGACGUGUACGGCAACAGAAUCGGUUGAAAUUACAAAAAGAUACAUUCAUCUGUGGAUUGAAGGAAAACGUUGCGUGGCUCAUAAUGCUGGAUAACUCCAAGGUUUACAUCGAGCUGGGUGUCGCCAAGGUCCAGAACGUCCCUGAGCCCCUGACACUACCAACACUGUCCAGAAAUGAGAGCUUGACGGACCUUACAGACACUUCUGUGGCCUUCAAUGGCAACUUUCACAAUUCUGAUGAUGCAGAACAAUCCAGCGCUUCUCAGCGCUUCCAGAGAAGGACAUCUUCACAAAUCACAGCAGAACAGACUGCACCUGACAACCGAAAACACAGUGUGGGAACUUUAUCUGCCACGUCUGCUGCCACUGAUGGAUUUUAUCAAAGUUCAGACAGCAGAUUUCUGGUGACCCCAUCGAUUGAUAGAAAGAGAUCUCGAAGUAGAUCGGAAUCCAGCGCGUGUUGCUGUUUCCGGGCUGUUCGCAGGGCAUUUCUGCGCUGUCUGGAGGAGACACCAUUGAUGGUGUCUGGACUCAUGUUGACCAUCCUCUUCUGUGUGACCAUCAUCAUCAUCCUCCCCUCCACAGGCCGGAACCUCAUCGUUCAUCUGGCAGCGUUUGCUGUGGUGUGUGUAGUGUUGGGUGUCUGUGUGUUUCUGCUCCUCUGUUUGCCGUGUCUGCCGGUGGUCCGGCGAGGUGAAAAACCGCUUGCGCUUUUUGUCUGGUUUAUGCUCUUCAUCAUCGCCAUCGUCUUCAUCUUCACCGGAGGCGAGGUCACAGCGUGGGAACAGGUUUCAUUUUUUCUCUUUCUUGCGUUUUCUGUGUAUACCGUUCUUCCUCUCACACUGUCGUGGGCUCUGAGUUUUGGCAUCGGAGUGAGUGUUACUCAUAUUAUCAUCAUCAGUGUAUAUGUGUCUGUCAAGAAUCCUGAAACAAGAGAUCUGGCCUUACAGCUGGUGGCAAAUGGAGUGUUGUUUGUGUGUGUCAACUGUGUGGGCAUCUUUCACCUGUGGCAUACUGAGCGUGCCCGCAGGAAAUCCAGCAAGAAGCGAGAAGAUUUCAGCAAAAACCGUGCAUUACAAGCCAAACAGAAACGUGACCAGGAACAUCUUCUACUCUCAGUUUUACCGCGCUACAUUGCCAUGGAGCUGAAGACAGAAAUUGUCAAGCGUCUGACAGCAAAAGGUGAUGCAGAGGAAAACAGAGCGAAUUUCCACAGCCUUUACGUCAGACAACACAAAGAUGUCAGUAUUCUGUAUGCCGACAUCGUGGGAUUUACGCAUCUCUCCAGCACCUGUACACCUGAGGAGUUAGUCGGCAUUCUUAACAAACUCUUUGGCAGGUUUGAUGACAUCGCAAAGAAGAACGGCUGUUUGCGUAUUAAGAUUCUAGGUGAUUGUUAUUACUGCGUGUCAGGUCUUCCAGACCCCAUCUCUCAUCACGCUCGUAACUGUGUUCAGAUGGGUCUAGACAUGUGCACUGCUAUAAAUAAACUCCGUGAAGCCACGGAUGUAAACAUUAACAUGCGAGUCGGUGUUCACACUGGAAACGUUCUCUGUGGUGUCAUCGGUCUUCAGAAGUGGCAGUAUGACGUCUGGUCAGAUGACGUGACUUUAGCCAAUCACAUGGAGUCAGGAGGAGUGCCAGGGAGAGUUCACAUCACUGAAGAGACGUUGGCUCAUCUGGAUGGGAAAUAUUUGGUGGAGGACGGAAACGGUGGAAGUCGGGACGCUAGAUUGAAAGAAAAGAAAACGUAUCUGGUAAUUGAUCCGAACACAAGACGGUGCUCGGACGCAGCAGGAGAGCCUCAAACACUGAAGUUGAAAAACAGACCGAAACUCAGAGCUUCUGUGAGGAUGUCUCAGUAUCUUGCGUCCUGGAAAACCGUAAAGCCGUUUUCAGAGCUCAACCAAUCAGAAGCUUCGCUCACAGCUCUGCCGACUGUUGACAUUAACAUCAGCCAACCACAGCCUGCCGGAGCGCCACUGACCACAGACACAAACUCUGACAGGUCUCAGGUUGUGGAGAAUGAAACGAUAGAAACGUUAGAUCCUCUGGACUAUGAUGGGAGAAGAGCCAAACUCAACUGCCUGACUCUGUUGUUUAACAGUUUUCAGUUGGAGAAGCAGUAUUCUCUAAGUGAAGUCAGCGGGCUGCAUUACUCUUUCAUAUGUUUGGCCGUUAUCUUCGUCUUGCUGUUUGUGGUUCAGAUGCUGACCUCGCAGAAAAAUUUUGAGCUGGCCGCCUCGUAUGGAGCAACGUUCCCGGUCCAAAUCGUGAUCCUGCUAGUGGUCUGCACUGAAUUCCUGAAGCGCUGGAACUCUAAGUUGCCUCCCAGCAUGCAUUGCAUGUCAUCGCUGUCAGACGGUGGGGCCCCCAGGGCGGUGCUGCGGUUACUGCUGGUUAUUUUCUCUUUACUCAUCACUCUUCUCAUGGCAGUACUGAACAUGACUUUUAUCCCCGAUGAUAACUGCUUAACUGUGUCUCACAACAUAACACUACUUAACACUCUUGAUCUCUACACUUAUCCGUAUUAUGUGUAUUGUUGUCUGUUGGCGAUGUUGGGUGUGAUUGUGUUUGUGCGAGUGUGUGUCUCUGUUAAAGUUUUCCUCUUGACUCUGGCUGUCGUGGUCUACCUCGCACUCUUUCUGUAUGUAUUCGCACCGCGAUCAGACUGCUAUAUGAAACAACUCUACCCCGACAGCAUGCCGGGAGUUCUUAAGGAGCCCAAGAUCAUGUCUGGUAUCUGGCUGGUGAUAUUCUAUAUAACUUCUCUUAUUCUUGUCCGUCAGGAUGAGUUAGGCUCUCGGACAGAGUUCCUGUUAGAGAAGUGUUUUAAACGAGAAUCUGAAGAAAUGGAGACAACAAAGAAUGUGAAUAAACUCCUGCUGCAAAACUUACUGCCAGGUCACGUCACAGAUUUCUUUAUAGGGAAAGACGUCGCCAACCAGGAUCUGUACAGCAAGUCGUGUGAGUGUGUUUGUGUUCUGUUUGCGUCUGUGCCACAGUUCUAUAAAGAGUUUUAUAGUGAAUCCAGCACAAACAAUGAUGGACUGGAGUGUCUGCGCUUUCUCAAUGAAAUCAUUUCAGACUUUGAUGAGAUUCUCAACAAGCCAAAAUUUAGUGCUGUGGAAAAGAUUAAAACCAUCGGCAGCACUUACAUGGCUGCGGCCGGACUCACCAAUCCUGCCAAUGUAGAAGAGCGUCAGGCCUCUGAUGUAUCGUACAGUCACAUUCGCAGCAUGCUGGAGUUUGCUGUAGCUCUGAGAGGACGUCUGGAGAACAUCAACACACACUCCUUCAACAACUUUAAACUGAGGAUCGGGAUAAACCAUGGCCCUGUGAUCGCAGGCAUUAUUGGUGCUCAUAAACCUCAGUAUGACAUCUGGGGAAACACUGUUAAUGUGGCCAGCAGAAUGGACAGUACUGGAGUACUGGAUAAAAUACAGGUGACAGAGGAAACAGCACAGGUGGCUCAAACCCUGGGCUAUGGAGUAACUCUGAGAGGAGUCAUCAACGUGAAGGGCAAAGGAGAACUGACAACAUACUUCAUCGACACCGAGUCUUCAGUACAGAAUUCAACUCUGGAGUCGCACCAAAAUCACAUUAUGAAGAAAUAAUAUCAAUCUGAUAUAAUGAUACUGACCUAAGCUAACUAGCACUUACUAUUACUAAUUCAAGUACUUUACAAAGGUGCUUCAUAUUUAGAAUUUCAAAUUUAUUUUAGAUUUUUAAAACAAAUGUUAUUUUCCUACUUGUAUGUUUGUUUGUUUAUUUAUUUAUGUUUGUUCAUAUUUAUGUAUUUAAUACUUUGUUUAAUUA
Molecule: messenger RNA, 4137 nt
Organism: Paramisgurnus dabryanus
Lineage: Eukaryota; Metazoa; Chordata; Actinopteri; Cypriniformes; Cobitidae
Product: adenylate cyclase type 2
Biological process (GO): intracellular signal transduction; adenylate cyclase-inhibiting G protein-coupled receptor signaling pathway; cAMP biosynthetic process
Cellular component (GO): plasma membrane
Molecular function (GO): adenylate cyclase activity
Source: RefSeq, a predicted model, not a curated record